GUUGACCACUUACUAGGACGACGCUAGCAGGCUAGCAAGGGUGGUAUCAAGCACGGUUUCUGCAGUAACUAGUUAGCUAGUCACACUAGCAAGCCUCAAUAUAUCGGCUGAACAUCAUCAUCCUUCAAGUAGCUACAGGCCGCGAGGGUUCAUGUUAUAAGCCGCACGCAUUGAGUGUGCUUGUUGGCUAGCUCACUGCAUUGUGUGUAGCUUAGAAACGAGCGUUAGCUAACUGAUCUUGGAGUCGUCCACUAUAAGUUAAAAACAGAAAGGGCUUAAGACAAAAUGAAAAGUGAAGGAAUAGAAGGCACCGAUAGGUUUUUGAGCCCUGGCAAAGGUCGAGGACUAAAAGCCUUGAAACAUUUCAAAGUAGGGGACCUCGUGUUCUCCUGUCCAGCUUACGCAUACGUCUUGACAGUGAAUGAGAGAGGUGCCCACUGUGAAUUCUGCUUCACGAGACAAGAAGGCCUGUCCAAGUGUGGAAAAUGCAAACAGGCGUAUUACUGCAAUGUGGAUUGCCAGAAAGGCGAUUGGCCCAUGCACAAGCUGGAGUGCUCAGCCAUGUGCGCCUACGGUGAGAACUGGUGCCCCUCCGAGACGGUCAGGCUGGUGGCAAGAAUCAUUGUGAAACAGAAACUGCAAAAAGACAGGACUCCGUCUGAGCGGUUGUUAGCACUGAGCGAGUUUGAGUCACACCUUGACAAGCUUGACAAUGAGAAGAACGAGAUGAAUGAAGCCGACAUCGCCGCACUUCAUCAUUUUUACUCCCGACACCUAGACUUCCCCGACAAGGCCACUCUCAAUGAGCUUUUUGCUGGGGUUAACAACAAUGGGUUCACAAUUGAAGAUGAAGAGUUGUCUCACUUAGGCUCCGCAGUAUUUCCAGAUGUUGCUCUGAUGAACCACAGCUGUAGCCCCAAUGUCAUUGUGACCUACAAAGGGACAACAGCAGAAGUGAGGGCAGUGCAGGACAUUAGUCCUGGGGAAGAGAUUUUCAACAGCUAUAUUGACCUGCUUUAUCCCACGGAAGAUCGGAAUGAGAGGUUGAUUGAUUCCUACUUCUUCGAGUGUGACUGUAAGGAGUGCACCACAAAGUCUAAGGAUAAGGCCAAGAUGGAGCUCCAGAAGAACUUGAGCUCGCCCCCAGAGCCAGAGGAAAUCAGACAAAUGGUGAGGUAUGCCAAGAACGUCAUCGAGGAGUUCCGGAAGGCAAAGCAUUACAAGACCCCAAAUGAACUGUUGGAAAUCUGUGAAUUGAGUCUGGAGAAGAUGGGCGCCAUCUUUGCAGACACAAAUGUGUACAUGCUUCACAUGAUGUACCAAGCCAUGGGAGUGUGCCUCUACCUGCAAGACUGGGACGGAGCCAUGAAAUAUGGGGAGAAAAUCACAAAGCCAUACAGCGUGCACUAUCCUCUUUAUUCUCUGAACACAGCCUCAAUGUACCUGAAGCUAGGUAGACUAUAUUUAGGACUGGAAAAGAAGUCACUUGGAGUCAAGGCUUUAAAAAAGGCACUGGCCAUAAUGGAAAUUGCUCAUGGCAAAGAUCACCAUUACGUAGCCGAGGUCAAGCGAGAGAUGGAGGAAUAGAAAAGAGAGGAGCGGAGGAGAGCCUGACCAUAGACAUACAUGGAUAGCGCAUUGACAUACGUCCAUACGAGUCCAAUGCGGUAUCUAUCUAUAUAUAUAUCUAUGAGCCUGACCACCCUGACGUUUUGCACCAACAAAGCUGCAUGGCAUGCAUCUUAUACCUCUACUUCAGUCCUUACAACCAAGCGAUGUCAGAACAAUAUUCAACUCUUUCUAAUAAAUGUUACACGUGGACAAUUGUGGUGGUGCACACCUUUCAGCAUUGCAAGUAACACACCUGUGUCUCACAUCUUUUUGUGGAUUUGUUAAGUGUUUGCUACAGCACCUUGUCAGAAGAAUAUUCUGCACUAGGCCUAAGACAACAAGGGCUUUUUCUUUACUUUUCUUUUUUUUUUUUUUUUUAAAAGACAACAAAACAUAAAAUUCACCACGUUUUUAAACAUACUGUUUAAUGGAUCCGUCUGUCCUCUUGCCUAUUGUAGCAAUGGAAGGGAAACGCAAAACACUAUUGUGAAUCAGAACAAGAUAAGAAUGUAUAUUGUUUUCAGUAUUGCCAGUUGAUAAAAUCAAAGAUUUUGCAUGAUUCAUUUUGCACAGACCACAUGCAUUACGGUAAUGCAUAAAAUUCAGUGGAAAUGUCUUGAUUAUCUGUGAUUAUUUAAUUGACUGUCAUCAGAACUAGAGCACACUUUGGAAGCCCACUCUCUUAAGUUUCAUUUUCAGAAAUGUUGUCUCUGGUUUGUUGUUCUGUUGUUUCCUGACAUGUGGCAUGGGCCAUACUGGAAUGCAAAAAAAAAGACAGAAAAAAAAAUGUAUACCGUUAUUGCAUCAAACUUGCAAAAAUAAACUCCAAAUGCAAUUUCAACCAA
Alosa alosa (allis shad) is the source of this 2456-nucleotide messenger RNA. It is a transcript of the gene smyd2a, whose product is annotated as SET and MYND domain containing 2a. Gene Ontology annotation, molecular function: protein binding. Lineage: Eukaryota; Metazoa; Chordata; Actinopteri; Clupeiformes; Clupeidae. Bases 286 to 1587 code for a protein of 433 amino acids. The transcript has 12 exons. The record is from RefSeq and is a predicted model, not a curated record. Gene Ontology annotation, cellular component: nucleus.